This is a messenger RNA of Mustela erminea (ermine), 2523 nucleotides long. It is a transcript of the gene SLC25A17, whose product is annotated as solute carrier family 25 member 17. The transcript is spliced from 9 exons. The record is from RefSeq and is a predicted model, not a curated record. Gene Ontology annotation, molecular function: ATP transmembrane transporter activity; coenzyme A transmembrane transporter activity; ADP transmembrane transporter activity. The coding region runs from base 16 to 1308 and encodes 430 amino acids. Gene Ontology annotation, cellular component: peroxisomal membrane. Lineage: Eukaryota; Metazoa; Chordata; Mammalia; Carnivora; Mustelidae.
UAGGCCUAAGUCCCGAUGUUGAAGCACAACCCCAGGCCCCCUAACUCGAGCGUACUCCGGUCAGACCCAGGGGAGGGCUCCCGGCUUUCGGUCACGGUGUUCCGCGUGACAGGGCUAGCGCUUCGCUGCCCCGCCCACGCAUGCCCCGAAGGCCAAUCAGAGCCGAGGGACUUUCCCAGGGUCGCCUCUCCCCUAUUCCCGCCCACGCAGCCUCCGCGUGGGGGACUGGGCGCCUCACGACCCGGAAGUGGUUGUUCUCGAGGAGGCGGACCUGAGAAGGUGGGGCCUGUGACGCUUACGUCCCGGGCUCUGGCGCUUCUUUCCUCUACGCUAGCUGCGGCUCCUGAGGGAAAAGUGUUGCUGGGUGUGUGGGGAGUCGCAGCAAUGGCCUCCGUGCUGUCCUACGAGAGCCUGGUCCACGCUGUGGCCGGAGCCGUGGGAAGUGUGACAGCAAUGACAGUAUUUUUCCCCUUGGAUACAGCUCGACUCCGACUUCAAGUUGAUGAGAAAAGAAAGUCCAAAACUACACACAUGGUGCUCCUGGAGAUCAUUAAGGAAGAAGGCCUCCUGGCACCAUAUCGAGGGUGGUUUCCAGUUAUCUCCAGUCUCUGCUGCUCCAAUUUUGUCUAUUUCUACACUUUUAAUAGUCUCAAAGCAGUCUGGGUCAAAGGUCAACGUUCUACUACUGGAAAAGAUCUAGUAGUUGGAUUUGUUGCAGGAGUGGUGAAUGUGUUGCUGACAACUCCGCUCUGGGUGGUAAACACCAGACUGAAACUACAAGGGGCAAAAUUUAGGAAUGAAGACAUUGUACCAACCAACUACAAAGGUAUUAUUGAUGCUUUUCACCAGAUCAUUCGAGAUGAAGGAAUCUUGGCUUUAUGGAAUGGCACAUUUCCUUCCUUGCUGUUGGUCUUCAAUCCUGCCAUCCAGUUCAUGUUCUAUGAAGGUUUAAAACGGCAGCUUCUAAAGAAACGAGUAAAGCUUUCUUCUUUGGAUGUGUUCAUCAUUGGUGCAAUAUCCAAGGCAAUUGCUACUACAGUCACCUAUCCCAUGCAGACGGUACAGUCCAUUCUGAGGUUUGGACGUCACAGACUAAACCCAGAAAACAGAACACUGGGGAGUCUUCGGAAUGUUCUUUAUCUUCUUCACCAACGAGUAAAGCGUUUUGGAAUCAUGGGACUCUACAAGGGCCUUGAAGCCAAACUGCUGCAGACAGUCCUCACCGCUGCUCUUAUGUUCCUGGUUUAUGAGAAACUGACGGCUACUACCUUCACAGUUAUGGGGCUGAAGAGUGCCCACAAGCACUGAGACACCUCACACUGCGAAGUGCCGAAAGAUGCUCCAGAUGGGGGGGUUCCUUCUGUGUGAAGGGAAGUGAUUCUCUUUUUACUCUUGCUGUGUAGACCAUGAAUUUUACCAUCAUUGGCUGGAGAAGCAUUGCAGGGUAAACAUGGGAUAUAGCCAGCUGGACCUGUCCACAACUUAAUUUUUAUGAUGGCUGGUUGAAUUUUGUGGGGGAGGUUAGUCUAAUGGUCAUACCAAAAAAAAAAACAAAAACAAAUUACUGAAAACCUGAAAAUGAAAGUUUGUGGGUGUUUAUUGUUUUUCUUAAGGCGAAUGGACUGUUACUCUCAUGUGUAAUCUUUUCCAGUUAAAAUCUUUCUGAAAUUUACCAGCUGUUCUUUUCCUCUGAACUCUCCCCUCAGAUUCUAGGGACAGAUUUAAUAUCAUAUAAUUCUCCUCAUAUACUUUUGUAUGUUUUAAUCUUGGUAUUUUCCUCACUAAAAAUACUGUGAUUGUGCCGCAGGCAUGACUAUUUUUGUUGAGUUCUCCUCCUGCUUAAGGAAAGGCAUCCUCUUUACUACAUGAGCUAUUUAUUUUGUGGGAGAAAUGAAAAUGACUAAUCCCAAGUGAUUCUCUUAUAUACUAUUUGUGAACAUCACUUAUUCAUUAGUAUUUGACAUAAUUAAAAAUAUUUAUUUUUAAUCACCCCUUGCAUUACAAAAGGCUUGAAGUUUAAAUUAAUGUUCAUCCAUAGAAGCCCCAUCAAGUCAAGCACCAAUAAUAAACUGUCAACACAAAAGACAUUUUAAAAGUUGCCCUUUGUUCAGGUACCAUAUUGGGUUUACAGCCAGCUCGUAAAAAUCAUAGAAAAGGGAGAAGGACCAGGUACCUUGUUUAGGCUCUGGAAUAUUUCUCUCCUGGUGGAGGCUCUCUCUUUCAAAUAAACAUCUGAUUGAGGUUAUUUCUAUUUGGAAACAUUUCUUACUGUCCUACUACUCAAAGUGUAUGCAUCAAGCAGCAGCACUGACAUCACCUGGGAGCUUGCUGGGCACGUGGUCCCAGACCUUUUGAAUCAUUGUCUGCAGUUUAACAAGAUCCCCGGGUGAUUCACACUCACAUUCAAGUUUGAGAGACCUUAGAGCCCCUGACUCAACAGAAGCUGUGAUUGGUUUCAGUGACAAAGAUUUUUCUCAAAGGAAAGUUGGACUAAUGGAUCAAAUAAACAGCCUCUGAGAAAAC